This is a messenger RNA of Cynoglossus semilaevis (tongue sole), 1103 nucleotides long. RefSeq names its product basic transcription factor 3 (gene btf3). The transcript is spliced from 6 exons. The coding region runs from base 130 to 618 and encodes 162 amino acids. The record is from RefSeq and is a predicted model, not a curated record. Lineage: Eukaryota; Metazoa; Chordata; Actinopteri; Pleuronectiformes; Cynoglossidae.
UAUGCCUGCAAAGCUAAACUCGGGGCAAAGAGACUCAUCGGCGAGCUCGCACAUUUAGCCGUACGUCACUUCCUUCUUCCUCUCUCGCUUCCAUCUUGCUCCUCGCAUGUGUCUGCUGUUAGUUUACAGAUGAAAGAAGCAAUUAUGAAUCAAGAAAAACUUGCUAAACUACAGGCGCAAGUCCGUAUCGGCGGAAAGGGCAGUGCUCGCAGAAAGAAGAAGGUUGUUCACAGAACAGCAACCGCAGAUGACAAAAAACUCCAGUUCUCCUUAAAGAAACUUGGUGUUAACAACAUCUCUGGUAUUGAAGAGGUUAACAUGUUUACAAAUCAAGGAACGGUCAUCCACUUCAACAACCCCAAAGUGCAGGCCUCCCUUGCAGCAAACACCUUCACUAUCACUGGCCACGCUGAGACCAAGCAGCUGACCGAGAUGCUGCCAGGCAUCCUGAACCAGCUUGGAGCCGACAGCCUGACGAGCCUCAGGAGACUCGCCGAGGCUCUGCCCAAACAGGCUGCAGAUGGAAAGGCACCAAUUGCAGCAGUAGAGGAGGAAGACGAUGAUGUUCCAGAUCUUGUGGAGAACUUUGACGAAGCAUCCAAGGAUGAAGCUAACUAGAGGGAAUGUGACUCCCCGGAGUGACAAAACUUGACAGGACCAUGUGGACACAAUGUUUUAAUAUCUCUAAGAGGUGGGAUGUUGGUAAAGUACCUGAGAAGAUGUAUGAUCUGUCCAACGUCUGCUGUGAGCGUUCUGUGAUGUGCAACACCUGAUCACAACAAUUCACACACUCCUAAAGUUUGGAUUGCUUUGAAUGAUUUAUUUUGGAGUAUUUUUUUGAAUUGUACUUUAAAGUAUUGAAAACUAGGGUAGCAGUAUUACAACUCGAGGUAUUUUAGUCUCCAUUCCACCUCCUCUUUGCCACCAGGCUCCAAAUGCUUGUUGUGCUCUGUGGUCCAGUUAGUGAGAGAUUGUGUAUAAAAUGUGGUGUUUCCAGGCUCCUGUUGUUCAUCUGUUUCCUCCAUGUUACUGAACCUUACCUCCUUGUGGCCUCACUUAACCACCUUAUCUGGAAUAAACCUUUGCUACUGUCAGUAAAUGGA